ACUACUUUUCUACCUCACUCCAAAAGCUCAAGCUCCCAGAUCUCUCCAAUGGCGAACGCCUGGAAACGAGAAAAACCCUCAAAAUUCGUCUCCAUCAAAUCCCUUCUCGUCCUCCUCGUCCUCAUCUCCCUUCUCCUCUUCUUCUUCUCCUCCUCCCCUUUCUCCUCCUCCUCCUCCAUCCAAAACCCUAAUCCCCAAACCCUCAAAACCCUAACCCUAACCUCCCCAAAAUUCCAUCCCUUCAACUGCCUCACCUCCCCUCAAGCCUCCCCCGUCAUCGCCAGCCUCGUCGAAGGCGUCACCCAUCCAUUCCUCUUCUCCCUCUCCGACUUCGGAUCGCUCCCCGAUAAACCCCACAAAAACAUUCAGAGAAUUCUCAAAGGGAAACCCUUUCGGAGGCCCGAUAUCUCGGUGACGAUACAGGAGAUUCUUGCGAAGAAGAAGGGUAGUGAUGGGAUUGUUGUGGAUGUUGGGGCUAAUGUUGGGAUGGCGACGUUCGCGGCGGCAGCGAUGGGCUUUCAGGUUGUGGCGUUCGAGCCCGUGUUUGAGAAUUUGCAGAGGGUUUGUGAUGGGGUUUUCUUGAAUAGGGUUUGGGAGAGGGUGGCGGUUUUUCAUGCGGCAGCGUCAGAUAGAAUUGGGAAUGUGACCAUUCAUAAGGUGGUUGGUCGCCUUGACAACAGUGCAAUUUCUGCAACGGGUGCAAAACUAGCAUUCAAGUCUAACCAAGAUAUCGCCGUGGAGGUAGCCACUAUUCCACUUGACGAAGUCAUUCCAAAGAAUGAACGCGUGCUCUUAAUCAAAAUCGAUGUCCAAGGUUGGGAAUCCCAUGUGCUAAGAGGCGCCAAAAAAUUACUCUCAAGGAAAGCAGGUGAAGCCCCCUAUCUUAUAUACGAGGAAGAUGAACGACUAUUGCAAGCUAGCAACAGCAGUACCGAGGACAUCCGGAAGUUUCUUGGCACUGUCGGUUAUCAUCUUUGUACCAAGCAUGGCACCGAUGCUCACUGUACGAAGGAUUCAUGAUCAGAUGCUAUUCCUAAGCUGAAGACCUUGGCAGAAUUGGCACCAGGGAGGAUGACAAUGUAUCAGAAAAAAUGGUAUCCACGGUCUUAGUUGUGAAAUUAUGAUGUAUCAUAUUAUGAUAUGAUUUGGUUCAAUUCUUUCAUUCACUGGCCUUAAAUGGAAGUUGGUGUUUGCUUGGGAUACGUUACUCCCUGGAGGUCCAAAGAUUGUAGACUUAAUUCUUGCUCGGUGUCUCUAAAUGCUUAUUUCCCACAGGUGAUGAGCUCUGUCAAAAGAAAAUGCAGAUGAGACUGUACAUUGGCGAUAAAUUGAUUCUGCUGCAGUAUAUAACUGAUUGCAACUUUUU
Messenger RNA from Asparagus officinalis (garden asparagus), 1366 nucleotides. RefSeq lists its product as uncharacterized. The transcript is spliced from 2 exons. The record is from RefSeq and is a predicted model, not a curated record. Bases 49 to 1020 code for a protein of 323 amino acids. Lineage: Eukaryota; Viridiplantae; Streptophyta; Magnoliopsida; Asparagales; Asparagaceae.